Molecule: messenger RNA, 1722 nt
Organism: Lodderomyces parapsilosis
Lineage: Eukaryota; Fungi; Ascomycota; Pichiomycetes; Serinales; Debaryomycetaceae
Product: pepsin-like aspartic protease
Exons: 1
Coding region: 1-1722 (573 amino acids)
Biological process (GO): proteolysis
Molecular function (GO): aspartic-type endopeptidase activity
Source: RefSeq, a predicted model, not a curated record
AUGAUGGUGUUUAAAGUUUUAUUCGUGACUUCAUUGUCGUCAUGGUUGUUAGCUUUGGCAGCUGCAGCUGCAUUUGUGGACACAGCUGCCUCGAAACACAAUCUCAAAAUUAACUUUCAAGUCAGAAGAGGUUCAGACAAGAGUCUUUUAUCGCCAACUGAAGAUUCAGAGCCUAAAUUGGUCAAACGCGAUAAAAAUGACCAUGACAGUGAUGAAACUGACGUCGAAGAUGGGUCCCUUGAAAUUGAAUUAAUCAAUGAAAAAACAUUCUACUUUGCUGAUUUAUUAGUUGGAUCAAACAAAGAAAAAAAUCAAGUGCUUAUUGAUACUGGAAGCUCGGAUCUUUGGGUUAUGUCAAAUGAGGUUGAUUGCAAUAUAUAUGGUACAUACAGUCGGAAACGAGAUGCAAAGAAUGUCUUUGAUAGUUUGCUGUUUGGAAAGGAGAGCAGCGGCGAUGAAGACAUGACAAAAGAACGGAAUAUAGAGAAUAAAGACUGGUUUAAACGUGAUAUGAACCCCGAUUCAAUCAUCACUGGGCUUUCAGAAAGUACCCAAUUAUCAACACUUGAUAGCGGAGAGCGAGAUCGUCUUGAUUCCAGCAGUGCUAGCAGUAGUAGCAGCUACGAUCAUGCACGCAAGUGUACAUCGUACGGUUCAUUCAACACCGGUGAGUCAGACACAUUUGUGCAAAAUGAUACUACUCCAUUCAAUGUAACCUACGCUGAUGGUUCGUAUGCAAGAGGAGUUUACGGCCAUGAUACAGUUGAAAUAGAAGGGGGAGUUACCAUACCUGAUGUUAGCUUUGCCAUUGUUAAUAAAUCAUCUAGUGAAAUUGGUGUUUUGGGAAUUGGGUUACCGGGAUUAGAAUCUACAAAUAUCAAUAAUGGUGGUAAACGAUAUAUGUAUGAGAACUUGCCCAUGAAGAUGAAAUCAGAGGGAAUUAUCAACAAAACGAUUUACUCAUUAUACUUGGAUCAAUCCAAUGCUAAAUCAGGUACCAUAUUGUUUGGAGCUGUUGAUCAUGCAAAAUACCUGGGCACAUUGGAAACUUUACCAUUGGUCAGAAUAGAUUCGAAGUACAACUACCCACUCAAGUUCGAUGUUAUCGUGGAAAAAAUUGAUGUCAAUAACGAUGGUGACAAGGUUAGUGCGCUAACAUCGAAAGAAACUGCUGUAUUAGAUUCCGGCUCAACUUUAUCAUAUUUACGCUCGUCUCAAAUCGAAGAGAUUGCUCAGGCACUCGGUGCAAAGUAUAUUUCUGGCUUGGGCGCCUACAGGAUUGAUUGUGAUUACCUCAAAUCUGAUGCGACUUUAGAUAUAAGUUUUGGAAGCAAGAUAAUCAAGGUCCCAGUGUCAGAAUUGAUUAUGAAAACAUAUUCAGGUAAACAAUGCCACUUGGGAAUUUUCAGAGUUGCUCUGGAUUUUCCUUAUAUUAUACUUGGAGAUAAUGUAUUGAGAAGUGCAUAUGUUGUCUACGAUGUGGAAAACUACAAGGUGCAUAUUGGACAAGUGUACUAUACUAAUGAUGAAAAUAUUGAGGUAGUUGAAGGUGAUGUCCCUACUAGUGGUGGUCAAACCUCAACAAGAGUAUGGACUGGAAGUGGUAGAGCAGGGUCGGGCACUAGUUUGGAAGAUUAUGGCAACCUGGGAGUAAGAGAUGGAAUCUCGACUCAGAAUAAAUUGCUUUUCUUGUGGUUUGUUAUAUUUAGCUGGGUAUUGUAG